CGACAGAUCACAAAUAGCAGCAUAAAAAGAGUGGACAGGCAGGCAUCGCGAUGGCUUCUCUCGAGCCGUUGCGAAUCCUCUCUCUAGAUGGCGGGGGCAUUCGCGGGGUCUCAAGCCUGCUCAUUCUAGAGAAUGUCAUGGAGCAGAUCCACGACGCCGAGCGACUCGACCACGUCCCACGGCCAUGCGAUCGGUUCGAUCUGAUCGGCGGUACAAGCACGGGAGAGUACAUAACGCUGGUCCGGAUGUCAGGCGUACACGCUAACGACUGCGCAGGAUCAUUGCAAUCAUGCUCGGGCGGCUGCGGAUGACGGUCGAUGAGUGCAUACGAGCAUACAAGAAUGUGGCCGAGCAGGCUUUCACUCCAAAGACGACGACCAUAUUGAAGAAACCACGAUCCGGCGCCUUUUCCGCCAAUGCCCUUGAGGCAGCCAUCAAGCGGAUCGUCAGGGAGUUCUGUGUGGAAUUGGAGUGUGUGGAGCGGCGGCGACAAGGCCACACGACCACAGAGUCAUGCCCACACGGCGAUGCUUUGUUCCGCAGCAAGUCGUGUACAAAGACAGUUGUUCUGGCCAUCACGAAGGACAACGUCGAUACACUGCCGGGCUGGAUGGCUGCAAAAUUUGGGAGGUCGCCCGUGCCACGU
Messenger RNA from Microdochium trichocladiopsis, 646 nucleotides. RefSeq lists its product as uncharacterized. Bases 51 to 311 code for a protein of 86 amino acids. The transcript has 3 exons. Gene Ontology annotation, biological process: arachidonate metabolic process. The record is from RefSeq and is a predicted model, not a curated record. Lineage: Eukaryota; Fungi; Ascomycota; Sordariomycetes; Xylariales; Microdochiaceae. Gene Ontology annotation, cellular component: membrane.